GAUUGUAGCCUUAAAAAUCGUCGCUAUUUAGAGUUUGACGUGGUGCUCCGUCUAGUCUGUUUGUCUUACUUUUAGGAUGGGACCACGAGGAAAGAACAACUCCUUCGUUCCAAGAGGCAUGAAUAUGCCUUACAUGCAGCAAUCACCUUUAGGAGUUCCGAAACCAGAAAACGCUUUGAAUAGAGCUGAACAGCUCCUCAAAGUUGGACAACACAUCGUUGCUCUUCAGACCCUUUACGAUGUAAUAACAGACUCGCAGAAUCGAAGGAGACAGUGGAACAAGUCUUUUGAAGGGGUCAUGUUGAAGUUUGUAGAAUUAGCGGUUGAACUGAAAAGAACGCUUAUGAUCAAAGAAGCUCUUCAUAAGUACCGAGCUAUGUGCUCUCACGUUUAUUCCCAGUCUUUAGAAACAGUCGUUCGGUAUUUGAUUCAAAUUUCCCUGGCCAAGUUGCAAGCUGCUCACUCUUCAACCACAGUUUCAAGCAGAGUUUCGGAAGAUUUGGACGACUCUAGUGAAACUCCAUUCGCUCUGUUACUGGAAGCCGCAGGAACAGAGCAAACAAAAGAAAGAGCAGAGAGGCAAAACAUUGUUCCUUGGAUGAGAUUCAUAUGGGAAAUAUAUCGGAUCGUAUUAGAUAUUCUGAAAGGAAAUUCUAAGUUGGAACUUUGUUAUCACGAAAUGGCAGAAAAGGCAUUUACUUUUUGUCAGAGCGGUAAGAGACUUGUGGAGUUUCGCCGUCUGUGUGAUAUCCUCCGCCAACACUUGAAUCAACUGAUAAAAUAUCCACGCAACGCUUCAAAUGAUGUUCAACUAUCAAAUCCUGAUACUGUUCAACGAUUCCUUGAAACGCGUUUUGCGCAGUUGAACACGGCUGUGGAGUUGGAGUUGUGGCAAGAAGCUUAUCGUACUUGUGAAGAUAUUCAUACUUUAAUAGGCCUUUCAAAAAAGGCUCUUAAGGCACAAAUGAUGGUCAACUAUUACAAGCGUCUCGUUGAGAUUUUUCACGCCUCUGAGAAUACGCUAUAUCACGCAUGUAGUUUAUAUCGUUUAUAUGUAUUUCUGUUAAAACAUCACAAGGGAGUUUCUGCUGAUGAGUUGAAGACCAUGGCAUCGAAGUUGCUUUUGGCAGUAUUUUGUAUACCAGUCUACGACCAACAUCGAGCACUCGUUGCUGAUUAUUUUUCGCAGUUGGACGCUGCAGGUUGGACCAAUGAUGGAAGUCGUCAAGCAAGGAUGGCUGCAUUACUGGGAUACGCAUCGUCUCCACUAAGAGAGACAUUAGUAGCCGAAGUGCAGUCGAGGAGCGUAUUGGAUAAUUGUGCUGAGGAACUUCGCAAUUUACAUGCCAUAUUGGAAACAGAUGUAAAUGCUUUACGCCUUGCAGACCGUUUAGAGCCAAUCCUAUCAUUUAUGGAGAAGGAGCCAGCUUAUCAAGAGUAUAUAAAGCCACUUAAGAAAGUUGCAGCUUUUCGGUUAUUACAACAGUUGUGUCUUUUAUAUGAUUCAAUGGAUCUAGAGCGUCUGAAGAAGUUGGGAAAGUUCUGCAGUUAUGAUGAAAUAGAAACUAUAGCUUUAGAGGCAUUGAAAGCAAGGGUUUUGCAAGUCCGAAUCGAUCAUCGUCGUCAUUGUAUUUUGUUCGAGUCUAACUUGUUCGACACGGAGGAAAUGCGUUCACACUUGAAGCUUCUUUCUUCGAGAUUCCUUCGUUGUUUAGAGAUGAUUUCUCGAAAGGAAGGCAAACUACAAUCCGAGUACGAGCAGAAGAAUGAACUAAUGAAGAAAGCUUUACAACAAUAUCAGCAGAAUUCAGAAAUAGAGCAUUUACAAAUUCUUUCAAGAAAAGGUAUUAUUGAACGAAGAAAGGAAGAGCAAGAGAAGAGAAUUGCUCAGGCGGAACAUGAGGCAAGAACGCAAGCUUCUCUUGAACAACAAAGGAAAGAAGAAGAAGAGCGAAGGAAAGUUCAAGAAGAUGCGAAACGCAGGACUGUAGAAAGGCUUGAAAGGGAAAUGAAAGAACGUGACAAGGCUGAAAUCAGUAAGCUGAAAAAGGAGUUGACGGAACAAGGUGCAGUUGAUAUUGAAGAGGAAGAAUUGAACAAUGCAGAAUACCUUAUGAUCAAGAAGAAAGAAGCAGAACUUAAGCAAAGAAGAGAAAUAGAACGACGAUUGCAGAGUUAUGCAAAGAAGUUGGAUUACACCGAUCGAGCUUUAAGAGAAGAGCAAUGGAGCUUACUGAAGGAGAAGCACCGAAAAGACUCGGAACAGUUUGUGAAAACUGCGCAAGAAACAGCACAGAAAAUAGUAGAAAAUGCUAGAAAGCGUCACGAAGAAGAUCUAAAAGACAAAGCUUUGUAUUUAUCCAUCGAAGAUGAACGACAGCAAUUAACAGCACAACUGAGGAACCAUGCACGGCAAUUAUUUGAAGAAUGGAGAAGAACAGAAGAAGAACGACAAAGGAAAGAAAAGGAUGAAGAGGAAGCAGCCAAAGCGACAGAAAGUCUGGAGAACAAUGUCAAUGGAACCAAAGAAAUAUCACAGAAGAAUACUUCUGAUAACAUUUCCACAUCAAAGGAACUUUCUGGUAGAGAUGGAAGAGAAGUCCCGGAAGUUGUAGGCCCGGAGAAAGCAGAAGAAACCAAAUCUUCGACGGAAGCACCGACUAGUCGACCUAUGACUUGGUCAGAGAAGAUAAAAGCCAAGCGUAUGCAACAAGAAAAGCAAAAACUUGGAGGUCAACAAUAAAACUGUCGUGGAUUAGACUUGGCUUUAUACAUUUCAACGAGUUCAUAGUUGGAAAGGUUUCUGCAUUUCUUAUUUAUGUUUUUUUUCAGUUCUCUUGUUGCGGUGAAGAACAAUCACUUAGUUGUACUGUGCAAAUAGAUAUUUUCCAACUUCAGUUUCACACCUAAAGUUACGAUACAUUGUCUGCAAUUUUUAUUCUCAAUAGGUUUUAAGUGAGAAGUAUUUGGAGCAUAGUCUUUGUCAAAAGAUUUCAAGAUAAAUAUGCUCAGUUGUGCAAUUUGUCAAACGACAAGUGUUAUUGCAUCU
Messenger RNA from Galdieria sulphuraria, 3049 nucleotides. RefSeq names its product translation initiation factor eIF-3 subunit 1. NCBI's taxonomy places the organism in Eukaryota, Rhodophyta, Bangiophyceae, Galdieriales, Galdieriaceae. The coding region runs from base 77 to 2743 and encodes 888 amino acids. Gene Ontology annotation, molecular function: mRNA binding; translation initiation factor activity. The record is from RefSeq and is a predicted model, not a curated record. Gene Ontology annotation, biological process: translation reinitiation; formation of cytoplasmic translation initiation complex. Gene Ontology annotation, cellular component: eukaryotic translation initiation factor 3 complex, eIF3e; eukaryotic translation initiation factor 3 complex, eIF3m; multi-eIF complex. The transcript has 5 exons.